AGAGAUUGGAGAAGGAUUCCGAAAGGGGGUCGGGAGAGAGAGAGAAAGAGGGAAGCGAUUUUUCAAUGGAAAAUCAAUGCAAAUUUUAUCACCGGUCAACUUUCCACAUGGCGGAUUCGUAAGAACAAGUCGGCUAUCGUAAGAGCGUGUCGGCAACUCGAACCGGUGAAAAGAAAUACCGAUGAUCAACAGCGAUCGUAACGAUGCGUUUCGUCGUGCAGCUCUUUCUUCUUUGCCUACUCGUGAUGGGAAAUCGGGUCGAGGCGAUCUGGCCAAAAGUAGGAAAUCCGUUGAGUUCCGUUUGGUGGAAUUUCUCCCCUCGCUCGUCGACUUCUGGCUCUUCCGGAUCCAGCAGCUUGAGUUCCUCGUCCGAGGAAGAGGAGUGCGCGGAAUGCGCCCACAAUAAGAUCAGUUUGCUCGCGAGCGAUCCGAUUUUGACCGAGCUCAGGGUCGAGUACGUCAAGCAACAAAUUCUGAAGAAACUGCGACUUUCCAAGCCUCCAGAGAUAUCGAUGCCGCUCUCGACCUUGCCGAAGCCUUUGAUAAACGGUCGUGUGCUCGAACUUCGACCCGGAGCGCCUCUCGAACCGGAAAAAUCAAUCGACAGUUUCUACGGGAAAACCGACCAAAUUGUUGUUUUUCCAAACGAAGGUGUAGCCGAUUCGAAGAAUUGUCGACAAAGUUCAAAUCAUUUGACGGGGUUUAACCCUGCAGCUUGUUUCACUUUUUAUCUGCCGAACGAGAUGCAAUUCGUGGACGUGACUUCGGCGCAACUAUGGUUCUACAAGGAGUACGACGAGAACGAUGAUUUGAACCAAACUUUUGUGCUGUCCGAGCUCGAUCAUUGGGAUCUCGGUGGGAAUUUUGAAAAGAACACGGUAGUGGCUAUCUUCCAAACAGACAUCAAAGAGGGUUGGGUAAAGACGGAUGUGAGUUUCACCGUGAAAAAAUGGGUAGAAGAGCUUCGGUUGAAUCACGCGAUACAGAUAGCUUGCAGUACCUGCUCGAUGGACCGCGACACCGCCCCCGUGUCCGUCGAACUCACUUUGAAACCGUUCCUCGUGAUACACACGUCGCCGCUACCGCAGAAGAACAGACCGAAGAGGAAUUCGAAUUGUCUACCGGAAAUGAAGGAAUGCUGCAGGGACGAGCUGUACAUCAAUUUCGAGGAUAUCGGCUGGAGCGAUUGGAUUCUGCAUCCGAGCGGAUAUCACGCCUACUUUUGCCGCGGCUCUUGUUCUUCCGCGGCUUCUUUGACCGCCAGUGGCUCUCCCUACAACAACGUAAUCAGGAGGCUUCUGGCUAGAAGAGGAAACACGGUGCAUCGCAGGAGCGAAAUCGUGCCGUGUUGCUCGCCGACGCAACUGUCGGCCAUUCAGCUGCUUUACGUCGAUUCGAACAAUACGAUCACUCAAAAGACACUGCCCAACAUGGUGGUCGAAGCUUGCGGUUGCAUGUGAUCGGAAUACCCCGAAAUAUCGCGUUCAAAUUCAAAUUCAAAUUCAAAUCGAAAUUUGUACCGACGUACUCGCUAUACGGGAAUAUCGCGUUCCAUCCGGUCGACCGUGUCUGCCAACCUUCGGCUGCACACGUGCAUACAAUAUAUAUACCUACACGACUGACAAGUAUGCGAAAAUAAUUGA
Molecule: messenger RNA, 1643 nt
Organism: Nomia melanderi (Alkali bee)
Lineage: Eukaryota; Metazoa; Arthropoda; Insecta; Hymenoptera; Halictidae
Gene: daw
Product: activin beta chain dawdle
Cellular component (GO): extracellular region
Molecular function (GO): cytokine activity; growth factor activity
Source: RefSeq, a predicted model, not a curated record